Cucurbitaria berberidis CBS 394.84 is the source of this 825-nucleotide messenger RNA. Its product is annotated as short-chain dehydrogenase/reductase-like protein. Bases 1 to 825 code for a protein of 274 amino acids. Gene Ontology annotation, molecular function: oxidoreductase activity, acting on the CH-OH group of donors, NAD or NADP as acceptor. Lineage: Eukaryota; Fungi; Ascomycota; Dothideomycetes; Pleosporales; Cucurbitariaceae. The record is from RefSeq and is a predicted model, not a curated record. The transcript has 2 exons.
AUGCCCGGCCGCCUAUCCAACAAAGUCGCCGUUAUUACCGGCUCCUCAUCCGGCAUAGGCCGCGCAACAGCCCUCGCCUUCGCCAACGAAGGCGCAAUUCUCGUAUGCUCCGACCUGAAAGAAGAAGCUCGCUCAGAAUACCGCACCGACACCUCCGACUUGACCACCGUGCAAGAAGCUGAGAAGCUCGGCGCAAAAGCCAUCUACGUGAAUUGCGACACAACAUCCUCCUCAGAUGUCGAGGGGCUGAUCAAGAAAGCCGUUGAAGCGUUUGGCCGCGUCGAUAUCAUGGUCAACAACGCUGGUAUAACGGUCGAAGCCGGGGAGCAUGGGUCGCGGCCUGUGUGGGAGUACGAUGAAGCGGCAUUAGACAAGACGCUCGCAGUCAACGUCAAGGGUGUCUUUCUAGGAAUCAAAUUCGCAAGUCGACAGAUGAAAGAUCAGGAGCCGGGCCCAAAUGGCGAUCGAGGCUGGAUUAUCAAUCUAGCAUCUGUCUACGGGCUAGGAGGUGGACCUGGUAUCUCCGCAUACGCAGCCUCCAAACACGCAGUUAUGGGCUUGACAAAAGUGGCUGCUUGGGACUGCGCGCCCCACCGCAUCCACGUCAACGCCCUCUGCCCAGGCUACACGCAAACUUCCUUCAUCCAUGCUCUACUCACGCCAGAGGCAGACGCGUACAAGAAGCAAGUUGAAGCCCAGCAUCCGUUCAAGGGAUUGGGUAGUCCGCAGGAUAUUGCGCGUGCCGCUGUGUUUUUGGCUAGUGAGGAUGCGAGUUGGGUCACGGGGAUUGGGUUGCCGGUUGAUGGGGGGUAUACGAGUAUUUGA